UGAAUCCUUCUCUCUCCCGCUGUUUCAAAGCAACAGCAGUUUACGAGGACUGUGCUGGCCUUUUUGAACCUAUCCAAAGGCUCCGCGCUUUAUUUAAAGAGCUUCCGAGUGCUCUCUGCAACUGAUCCCUUCGCAACCCUACCCAGAAAAAUUUGCGAGAACGCUCAAUAUGAUGUCCACAGCGAGUACCCAAGUGCUCUUUGAGCGCUAUGAGCAAGUGAAAACUAUAGAACACACCAAAAAUCAAUUAAUAGAGGAUCUCCUCCAACGUGUAAGCGAGUUAGAGGAAGCCUACCAACAAGAGAAGCUGGACCAUCAGCGGGAAACUCGUUUCAACCGUGAUAUACAGAUCCAUGAGAUGGAAUUGAUGGACCAGAUAACUAGAAUCAAAACCAUUAUGGACCGUGAAGCCUUUGUCAUUGCGUUCCUUGAUGGAGAUGGCAUGAUUUUCCAAGAUUAUCUCCUUCAGCAAGGAGAACAAGGCGGGAGAGAUGCUGCAAACCAGUUAUGGGCUUGCCUCCGCGAUUAUGUUACCCGAAACCUUCCAUCGAUCUCGUCACCAAAGAUAAUCACGAGAAUAUUCGCCAAUGUGCAGGGACUUGCUGAGACAUGUGUCAAGGCAGGGAUUAUUGAAAAGGCUUCUGUGUUCCAGGAUUUUGUGCGUGGAUUCAACGGCAGCAGACUCCUUUUCGACUUUGUCGAUGUUGGAACUGGCAAGGAUAGGGCAGACGAUAAGCUUGCAGAGAAUUUUAAGCUUCAUUUAUACAAUUGCCACUGCCACCAGAUCUUCCUGGGUUGCUCGCACGAUAACGGAUAUGCACGGCUACUAGAGGAAACGUUGGCAGACAGGGAGCUUACCGGACGUAUAUCGCUCAUUGAAGGAGCUCCGUUCGAGAGGGAACUAGAAUCCAUCAAGUCUUCUUACAGAGUGACCAAAUUCGCCGACUUAUUCAGAACCUCUAAGAUAGUCACACAUGCGACGAAUUUGAAAGGCACAACAUUGUCCGCUCCACUGGCGGUCCGCUCGCCUAAUCCACCAGCAACGACACUCACACGGACAUCUACGAACACCACGUCUUCCAGCGCUACUGCUACAACUUCCUGGGCUUCCAUCUCUGCUACACCUGGAGAUGUCAAGAUUUCCGCUUCCAAACCAUCUACUCCAGUGCCGACAGUCGAAAGAAAUAAAUAUGGCCAGCGAAUCGACCGUCUAGAUUUGAAAAACAUUCCCAAAGAGGAAUUGAACCGUGUCAAAAAGAUGAAGCUGUGCAACGUCCAUUUUCUCCUGGGCGAAUGCCCGAAUGAUGAGAAUUGUUACCACGAUCAUACUCACAAGUUGACCAAGAGUGAACGGGUCAUCCUACAGGCUAUUGCUCGUAUGACCCCUUGUCAUUAUGGACCGGAUUGUGAUGACCCAAAAUGCAUCUACGGCCAUCGUUGCCCGCAAAGCGAAGUAGGCAAGAAGGAGUGCUUUUGGGGCUCUAACUGUCGUUUUGACACUUCGGCACAUGGAAUUGACACCCAAGUUGUCCGUGUCACGAAGGUCUGAACUACGGCGCUUACUGGUACUUGGACCGAGAGCGCCAAUAAUUUCUGUGCACCACAACCUGUUUGGAUUUUUGCCUUUCUCAAAAUUAUUACACGAUAUCGGCUGUCUCCUGAAAAAAAUGUAUAAACAAUAAUUGGGAGACGGAGCAGACCUGUCUGCAAGUUCAUACUUCUCACUCCAUACUGGCAUGGGAGGCAUGUUAUGCACAACUCUGGAAUGCAACAUAUGGCGUAGCUACCAUCAAAGACCCAUCCUACAUAUCGUUUACAAUAUCGUUUACAUGAGUCUGUUUUUGCCCUCUGCUCUGAGCGAAGUACAUAACAUAUUUGUAUAUUUGUGUCGUUUUUAGGUCUACACACCGGGUACUCAGCACAGAAGCAUCUUGGUAGAUUCUUAUCUUUGAGAAUGUUUGUUUAAUAUGCAGUAACCAUAACAUAGGAUUAUCAAAUAUAG
Paecilomyces variotii is the source of this 2002-nucleotide messenger RNA. Its product is annotated as C-x8-C-x5-C-x3-H zinc finger protein. Gene Ontology annotation, molecular function: metal ion binding. Bases 170 to 1549 code for a protein of 459 amino acids. The record is from RefSeq and is a predicted model, not a curated record. The transcript has 4 exons. NCBI's taxonomy places the organism in Eukaryota, Fungi, Ascomycota, Eurotiomycetes, Eurotiales, Thermoascaceae.